AUGCCCAAGGACACCCCGAGGCUGCAGGUGGCAGGCACCGAUGCUGGCAUUGAAAAAGAAAAGGUCCUAAAAGGAAUAGCAGUGCCCCAAAGGGAGUUUGGGCCCAAACAAAGACCCAGGUUGCUUUUCUCACAAGGUGUCAUGGAGAAGCUCCAGCUGGGCCCCGAGAUCCUGCAGAAGGAGAACCCCAGGCUCAUCUAUGCCAGGCUGAGCGGGUUUGGCCAGUCAGGAAGAUUCGCCAUGGCAGCAGGCCACGACAUCAACUACUUGGCUCUGUCAGGUGUCCUGUCCAGACUUGGCAGCAGCGGUGAGAACCCCUCUGCUCCCCUGAACCUGCUGGCGGACUUUGCUGGUGGCGGCCUCAUGUGCGCCCUGGGCAUCGUGAUGGCUCUCUUCGAACGCACACGCUCCGGCAGAGGUCAGGUCAUCGACGCCAGCAUGGUGGAAGGCACAGCGUAUCUAAGUUCUUUUCUGUGGAAAACUAAAAACCUCGGGCUGUGGGAACAGCCUCGAGGGGAGAACCUGCUCGAUGGUGGGGCCCCUUUCUACACAACGUACAGGACGGCCGACGGGGAGUUCAUGGCUGUUGGCGCGUUAGAACCCCAGUUCUACCAGCUGCUGGUCAAGGGUCUUGGGCUAAAAUCCGACGAACUUCCCAAUCAGAUGAGCAUGGCUGACUGGCCAGAGAUGAAGAAGAAAUUUGCAGCUGUAUUUGCCACGAAGACAAAGGCGGAGUGGUGCCGGGUCUUUGACGGCACAGAUGCGUGCGUGACUCCGGUUCUGACUUUUGAAGAGGUUGCCCAUCAUGCUCACAACAAGGAGCGGGGCUCAUUCAUCACUGAUGGGGAGAAGGGUGUGAGUCCCCGCCCGGCGCCUCUGCUCUCAAACACCCCAGCCACCCCUUGUUUGGAAAGGGAUCCAUUGAUAGGAGAACACACUGAAGAGAUACUUAAAGAGUUUGGGUUCAGCCAGGAAGAGAUCAAUCAGCUUUACUCAGAUAAAGUUAUUGAAGGUAAAAAGCUGAGAGCUAGUCUCUAAGUCCCUCAGCACAAGGGAGUCCGAAUACUGCAUAUAUAGAACGAUACAUACAGAUGUGUGCAUGGGAACAUGAGCGGACAGGCCCGCAGCGUUCCCGCUAUUCUGAUUAAGAAACAGUAAUGAUCCGUCCUGAAAAUGAUUAACACCAAGUGGCUUUUGAUUUAGGAAUGUUUUUAAUUUACCUAUACUAAAUUAUGGCCCUCUUUCUACCUUGACAGAUUAUAUUUGUUGAUAUUAAAACACUUAAAUAUUUAUAAUAUACUUUAAAUGAAUUAAUAUAAUUUUUUAUUAAAUAAAGCUUUUUUUGCCCUAAACUUUACUUGUGAACUUUUAAGUCUGAAAAACUUUCAAGAAAGUCCUAUGAAGUAGCACUUAAAUAGCUUAUUGUGACUCACUGAAAUGGUUUUGGUUCUACUGUUUACCAAAACGAAUGUCUUUGGAUAGAAAAGUCUGAUCCUUUUAAUUUGAUAAGGAAGCUAUUCAGCCAGUCUUGAAACUUCCUUCGGAUCGCCCACCCCUGCCUCAGACCACCCUCCUGAGAGCCUGCCUCCCCCGUGCGGUCGCAUUAGCGUCAGCCACAGGUGGCCCUGACUCAGUCAAUGGCACUGUCAUCCACCUGCCGGGCCUCGCAGACUUCUCCUCUUCACCAGUUUCUGGUUCCCAGUCCCAUCGCGUCUCCCUCUGCCCCUGUAGGUCCUGGCUUACCCCUCACUUCCCUUAGGCCAUUCCCCUUAUGCCACUUUACAGAAGUCCUUUACUGACCCGUCUAAAGUCACAGCCACGUUAUCCCUCGCUGCCCCCCCCGCCCCGCACCCCGCCCCAGUUUUACUUUUCUUCACAGCACACAUCACUGCUAACCCCAGCCCUCACUCCCUCUGAAGCACUGCAUGCUAGAUGGGAAGCUUUAUACAGCAUCUGUAGGGUUUAUUCAUGCUAAACCCCCCGCUCCUAGGACGGUGCCCAGCCCAUGGUGGACACAGGGAAUAUGUAUUAAAGGAAUGCAAGUCAGUAGCGAUGUGCAGCCAGUCCCACCUCCACAGCCCUGGUGCCCAGCCCCCUGCCCAUUGCUUCCUCAUUCCCGCCCUGUCACUGCUUCCCUGGACUGCUGCACAGCUUCCUAUUCACUUUGACUUCCAGUGUCAUUGCCUUCGUUUAUUUCCAUCGUGGUUUUGAUGCCAGGCUGGUCUUCUCAGGCCUGGAAAAGUCUUCAGUGAUCCUUUUUUCUUAUGGGAUAAAAUGCGAACGCAUUCAUAUAGCACAUCAACCCUUUAUUUGUCAUAAGACUUCUACCUAGUUGUCCGGUCCCAUCCAUGCCCCGCCCCUCCCCAGCACUUUAUAUUGGACUGCCCAGCGUUUCUAAAUGUGCUUCCUUCCUUUCCAUCGCUACACCGUUUUCUAGGACUCAACAAUGCUCCUGCUCCCUUUUGCUCCAGCACAAUGACCUAGCAAACUCAGAGUUGGCUCAGACACAGUCUUCUAGUGCAGCUUCCUUCAUUUC
Myotis davidii is the source of this 2536-nucleotide messenger RNA. It is a transcript of the gene AMACR, whose product is annotated as alpha-methylacyl-CoA racemase. Bases 1 to 1038 code for a protein of 345 amino acids. The record is from RefSeq and is a predicted model, not a curated record. Gene Ontology annotation, biological process: bile acid metabolic process. The transcript is spliced from 5 exons. Gene Ontology annotation, cellular component: mitochondrion. Gene Ontology annotation, molecular function: alpha-methylacyl-CoA racemase activity. Lineage: Eukaryota; Metazoa; Chordata; Mammalia; Chiroptera; Vespertilionidae.